AUGGAUCGGCAUCAGCAGUACGGAACGCGCAUCAAGUCAGAAGAUGACGAGCUCGGUAUAUGGGUGCCCAUGAAGCAAGAGCCAGCAGAAAGCGUACCUGCCGUUGUUCCCAAACUCGAGCCGACUGACAAGGAAAUGCUGGCUUCGUUGAAGAAACAAAGGAAGAAAGUAAGGAAGGAACAAAAGAGUGAACAGGCUUCCAAGAAACUGUCGGUCGAUCUCAAGAAGCAAAACGCCCGCCUCCGCAAAGAACUCGCAGACAGCCUCUCAACGAGACCUCAUGGCGCGCAAAGCCAUCGCAUAUUCGACCUCGAAGAGAAAUUCUUCCGAGCCUGUAAAGAGCGCGAUGAGGCUGUCGCACAGAGAAAGCGACAGGAAAAACUCUCGACCAGAACCACAAGCGACAUUAAGAUACAAAACUCUCGACUCCGUCAAGAUCUCUCCAGUGCUCAGAAGAAGAUAGUGGACUUUACAGCGGGCGAGCGAGCAAGCUACCCGGACAAUCGGGACUCGCCGCCUCAUCAGGAACCCGAGCCCACUGUCAUCACCAAGGGAGCGAGUACUAUAACAGCAUUGAGAGCAGAGAUAUCGGAGCUGGAGAAGCAAUUGAAGGAUGCGCUCCGCAAGGGCGAGAACGCCGAGAGAGAUGCUCGCGCGUUCAAGAAGAACAACGUCGACGCCGAAGCUCUGGACAAACAACUUUCAGUGGAGAGGGCCAAGAACAGAGCACUUGUGAGCAAGCUGCAGAAAGCGCUCAGAAAGGAGCAGGACAAGAGUGAAGAAGCGCACAGUGGCUCACACCAAGUCAAUGACAUGGAGAUUGGCAUGACAGGCUGGCCAGGAAGUCGUGGUCUACCGAAUAGGCAGCGAGUCAAGCUUGAAGAUGAUGAUAUGGAGUUGGAGGACGGAGAGUAG
Alternaria conjuncta is the source of this 915-nucleotide messenger RNA. RefSeq lists its product as uncharacterized. The transcript has 2 exons. The coding region runs from base 1 to 915 and encodes 304 amino acids. Lineage: Eukaryota; Fungi; Ascomycota; Dothideomycetes; Pleosporales; Pleosporaceae. The record is from RefSeq and is a predicted model, not a curated record.